AUGCCCCCAGGGGCCCUCCUCAGGGUCAGCGGUGCCCCUAAGGGAUCUUCCAGAAGCAGUGGCUCCCCAAGGGGCGGCGGUACCCUCAGGGGCCUUCCCAGGGGUCCUACAAGAGGAGCCAGACCUAUAUCUUUGGGUCGUGGUGUCGUACCUAUUGCAUACGUCCAGGUCCCUACAGUGACAGUGCCCCCUGGGGCCCUUGCAUUUGUCCUACCAGGUGCAACGCCCCCAGCGGUUCUCCCAGGGAUGUUGGCGCCCCCAGGAGCCCUACCAAGGGAGGGGGCGCCCCUAGAGCCCCUGCCAGGGGUUAUGGCGCCCCCAGGGGCUCUACCAGAGGCGGUCGCUCCCUCAGGGGCCCUGCCAGGGGAAGUGGCGCCUCCAGAGGCCCUCCAAGUGGGCAGUGGCGCUCUCAGGCGACCUCUGAGAGAGGCAGUGGUGCCCACAGAAGCCCUCCCAGGGGCAGCAGCCCUCCAACGGGACAUCUCUGGGAUGUUGGCGCCCCCAGAGGCCCUACCAAGAGCGGGUGUGCCCCCAUGGACCCUGCUAGGGGUGAUCGCGCCCACCGGCGCCCUUCCAAGAGAGGUGGCGCACCCAGGGGCUUUACCAGUUGCAGUGGUGCCCAGAGGGGCUCUCCCAGGGCCACAGGUGCCCCUAGGGGACCUCUCAGAUGUGGUGGCUCCCGCAGGGGCCUGCCAAGGGGUAACAUCGCGCCCAGGGGCUCGCAAAGGGGUAAUGUUCCCCCAAGGGGCUCUUCCUAGGGGAACCGAUGCCCCCAGGGGCCCUCCUCAGGGUCAGCGGUGCCCCCAAGGGAUCUUCCAGAAGCAGUGGUUCUCCAAGGUGCCGGUACCCUCAAGGGCCUUCCCAGGGGUCCUACAAGAGGAGCCCCCUGCCAAAAGACCUAUAGCUUUGGGGUCCUACAGUGACAGUGCCCUGGGGCCCUUGCAUUUGUCCUACCAGGUGCAACGCCCCAGCGGCUCUCCCAGGGGUGUUAGGCGCUCCCAGGAGCCCUACCAGGAGGGGCGCCCUAGAGCCCUGCCAGGGUUAUGGCGCCCCAGGGGCUCUGCCAGAGGCGGUCGCUCCCUCAGGGGCCCUGCCAGUGAUGGCGCCUCCAGAGGCCUCAAGUGGGCAGUGGCGCUCAGGCGACCUCUGAGAAGGCGGCGCUUCCAGGUGCUAAUCUCGGCAGCCGGAGGCCUCAGGGGACCUGACAUAGGCUGUAGAGCUACCAGGGGCCUUACAGAGGCAGUGGUGCCCACAGAAGCCCUCCUGGGGCAGCAGCCCUCCAACGGACAUCUCUGGGAUGUUGGCGCCCCCAGAGGCCCUACCAGAGCAGGUGUGCCCCCAUGGACCCUGCUGGGGUGA
This is a messenger RNA of Homarus americanus (American lobster), 1359 nucleotides long. Its product is annotated as basic proline-rich protein-like. Bases 1 to 1359 code for a protein of 452 amino acids. The record is from RefSeq and is a predicted model, not a curated record. The transcript is spliced from 4 exons. NCBI's taxonomy places the organism in Eukaryota, Metazoa, Arthropoda, Malacostraca, Decapoda, Nephropidae.